AUUAAAACAAACACCUUGCUACUGAUAUUAUUAUGAAAAUAUUUAUUCAAUUUGCAGUAGAGUAGUUAAAAGUGAAUAUGGAAGUGAUAGACAAAGGUCCUCGAAUUGGUAAACGACAUGUUCAAGUAUUCUUAAUGUUUGCUCUUCUCUCCAUUGCUUUUGGAAUGAGAGUUCAACUUAACGUAGCAAUGGUUGCGAUGACGGAAAAAGAUACAUCUCCAAAUCCAGAUGUUCCGGUUUUCGAUUGGAAUAACAAAAGCGUUCUACUUUCAUCAUUUUAUUGGGGAUAUCUAUGGCUUCAAAUAUUAGCCGGUAACCUUGGUAGGGUGUACGGCACCAAAUACUUCCUGCUAGUAGCAAUGACCUUAAAUUCAAUCAUUUGUUGUACAAUUCCAAUCAUAGUCAAGACAUGGGGUUCGUACGGAUUGAUGGCUAUUAGGGUAUUGCAAGGUUUGAGUCAAGGAUUCUUCUAUCCUUCAAUUAAUGAUGUUCUGUCCAAGUGGAGUCCUUCUUCAGAGAGAGCUUCAUUGGGAAAUUUAGCGUUUUCCGGUGCUUAUUUUGGAACUAUUUUUACUAUGCCAUUAGUUGCAUUUAUUUCGACGACAUGGUACGGAUGGCCUUUGUCGUUUUAUAUAUAUGGGUGUAUGGGAUUUUUGUGGACAAUUGGUUUUUAUUUUUUUGGAGCUAGUAGUCCAGCAUCACAUCGUUUCAUAUCUGUAGAAGAAAAAGAAUAUAUUGAAAGUAAUUUGGAUACUGAAGGACAAAAAGCUAAAAUACCAUGGAAAAAAAUGAUUUGGAAUGCUCCAUUUUUCGCUGUAUAUUUUGCUCAAAUUGGACAAUUUUUUUCCGCUCUAGUGCUUUUAUUAGAAACUCCAACCUAUUUAAAUAAAGUGAUGAAAUUCGAUAUAGAAUCGAAUGGCUUCCUGAGUGCCGUUCCAUACAUCGUUAGUAUAAUUGUAAUGAUAGUUUGUGGAUACAUAGGUGAUUACCUUAUAAAUCACGAUAUAUUACCCAUUAUUUGGUCAAGAAAACUUUUUACUACAAUUGGUAGUGUAAUACCAGCUGCAGCUAUACUGACAUUAGGAUUUUGUUCAGAAGAUGCUAUCACUCUAUCUGUUGUAAUGUUAGUUCUAGCUUCAGGAACUGCUACUGCAUGUGGGGCAGGAUCAAAUAUAAAUCACAUUGAUUUAUCGCCGAAUUUCGCAGGAGUUCUUUUGGGAAUCAUUAAUAGUAGUGGAACUUUAGUGUCUAUUUUGGGACCGCUGGCUGUUCAGUUUAUUGUGACAGACGAGACGGAUAAAAAUCAAUGGAAAAUAAUUUUUAUCAUAACAGCUGCUGUGUAUCUCGUGCCAUGGGUACUGUUCUCAUUUUUUGCUUCCGCUGAAGUUCAGGCUUAUGAUGCAUCUACAGAGAGUACUGAGAAAAAGAAAGAAAGACUUAAAAAGCAUUCUGUAAUAUCUGUUUUAUCUCUAUAAAUAUGAUAAUAAAAAUAUUUAUUUAUUAUCAAUGUUUUUUUACCAAUUAAAAUCUUGUUUCGUGAUCCGUUGCCAUGGCAACAUAGUCUUUAUAAAUAAAUCAGCAUAAUAUGGCGAAAAUCGAAGGUUCGAGCGUAAAAGAAAAAACAAUCAAUGUUUAUAUUAACUUCUUGAUUUAAUUUGAGACAACAUUGCAAAGCAAAAUAAAUACUUUCAGCUACAUAAAAACAUUAAACAAAGAAUAAUAUUUAUC
Messenger RNA from Psylliodes chrysocephalus, 1728 nucleotides. NCBI's taxonomy places the organism in Eukaryota, Metazoa, Arthropoda, Insecta, Coleoptera, Chrysomelidae. The record is from the annotation of a GenBank genome assembly.